AUGUCGAUUUGUGUUCGGUUUUUGUCAUGUUCAUUCACCCGCGAAAAAUCGAAUCACCAUUUCGUCGGUCGCCAUGGCAACUAUACUUGGCCCCGAAGGGACCUUGCUGCAACAGUAGAAGGGGACAUAACACUUGGUGCCCUACACAUGGUGCACGAGAGAAGCGAGGAGCUGACUUGUGGUCCCAUAAUGUCCCAGGGAGGGAUCCAGGCGCUGGAGACUAUGUUGUUCACGCUCGACUACAUCAAUUCAAGCCCGGAGGUGUUGCCAAAUAUAAAGUUGGGCAUGCUGGCCAAGGAUGAUUGUGACAGGGAUAUCUACGGACUCGAACAGGCCGUGGAUUUUAUAAGAGGUUCCAUUGCGAGUAUUGGAGGCUCAGAUUACACCUGCGAUGACGGAUCACUUCCGGACCUCAGUCCAAAAGUCAUUCCCGGGGUCAUUGGGGCGCCCUCUAGCGUCACCUCAAUCCAGGUGGCUAACCUUCUGAAACUCUUCAAAAUACCGCAGGUCAGUUUCUUCAGUACCAGCACCGACCUGAGUAACCGGGAUAGGUUCCCGUACUUCUUGCGUACAAUCCCAUCCGACGUGAACCAGGCCCAGGCGAUAGUGGAGCUGGUCCGUAUGUUUAACUGGUCAUAUGUCUCUGUGGUGUAUGAGGAGUCAAGUUAUGGAAUACAGGGCUUCAAUGAAGUUGAGAAGUUUCUGAAACUACAAGGCAUAUGUAUAGCGAGAACGGAGAAACUUCUAAAGGACUCUGGCGUACCGAGCGAAGAGUUUUAUGACAAAAUUGUGAACAAUCUCAAGGAAUCCAAAAAUGCCAGAGGUGUCAUAAUAUUCGCCUCAGACCAGGAGGUGGGUGAACUAAUGAAGGCCGUGCGGAGAAAAGGGGCCACGGGAAUGUUUUCAUGGAUCGGGAGUGAUGGAUGGGGUGCAAGAGGAUUGGCCUACCUUGAUAAAGAGGCGGAGGUAGAGGGUGCCAUUACCGUUCAGCCGCUUGCGUAUGAGGUUGCUGGGUUUAAGGACUACUUUCUUCAUCUUACGCCGUUCAACAACGACAGGAACCCUUGGUUUGUGGAAUACUGGGAACAACACUUCCAGUGCAAGUUUCCUGGUUCUAGUUGGACCCCAUACAAUAGCAACUACAACACCACGUGUACCGGCACGGAGAGAAUCGACCCAGAGACUUUUAUUAUGGAGGCGCAACUUCAGUUCGUCAGCGAUGCUAUACUGGCUUUUGCUUAUGCCAUUCAUAACAUGCAUGUGAACGUGUGUGGACGUAGUUAUGUAGGUGUGUGUCCGGCUAUGGAUCCUAUAGAUGGCGAACAGUUGAAGAAUUACCUACUGAACGUCAACUUUACAGGGAUGUCCGAGCAGCAUUUCCGAUUCCUGUCAAACGGGGAUGGACCAGCACGCUACAGGAUUCUCAACUUCCGGCAGACGUUUCUGGGGAAAUACGAAUGGAAAACCGUUGGAUACUUCGACAACGGACGUCUAUUUGAUGUAAACUCUUCCAGUCACAUUGCUAUUUUUCUGUAAUACCAAAGAAUACCAGUCCAAGACCUCCGCUUCCAACUAGACGAACCGCAUCACCCUUCAUCUGUUUGCUCACGAACCUGUGGACCCGGAGAGGCGACCUAUCUGCUGGACACCCAGUGUUGCUGGACGUGCGCGAAGUGCCACACAUUCCAGUACCUGCCAACAAUGUAUGAGUGCAAGGACUGUCCAUACGGCUGGGUACCCAACGCAGAUAAAACAAACUGCGUAAUGAUUCCCAUCCUGUACUUGCGUUACGAUGAUGGCAUGGCAAUUGGUGCCAUGGUUUUCUCCGCACUCGGAAUACUUAUGACGGGUUUUGUUACCGUUGCUUUUAUACGAUACAAUGACACCCCUGUAGUCAAAGCGUCUGGGCGGGAACUUAGUUUUGUGCUUCUUUUCGGAAUUUUACUUUGCUACUCAAUGACGUUUAUAUUGGUUCUUAAGCCUACUAACUUCUCAUGCGGUGCUCAAAAAUUCGGAAUUGGAUUGUGCUUUUCAAUAUGCUACUCGGCCAUAUUGACGAAAACAAACAGAAUUGCAAGAAUAUUUAGAGCAGGGAAACGAACAGCAAAGAGACCGAAAUUUAUAAGUCCAAAAUCCCAGCUGGUAAUAUGUGGAGGAAUAGUUGCUUUCCAGAAUGUUGUCGGAGCAAUGUGGAUUUUGCUGAGGCCCCCAGAGCCCAUGAUGUAUUACGCAAACCGGGACGAUCAUCAGCUGGUUUGCAAAGACGCUGUAGGGGGAUACAACAUGAUAGGUUUCACAUACCCCAUCAUCUUAGUUAUAGUGUGUACAAUAUAUGCAAUUAUGACUAGGAAAAUACCAGAAGCAUUUAACGAGUCUAAAUACAUUGGUUUCACGAUGUACACAACGUGUAUCAUUUGGCUAGCAUUUGUGCCCAUCUACUUUUCAACAGCCUAUGACAUUAAGCUCAGAAUAGCCACCAUGUGUUAUUCAAUAAGCCUGAGUGCCACAGUAGCAUUAGUGUGUAUGUUUACGCCAAAGAUGUACGUGAUCCUUACACAUUCAGAUAAGAACGUACGUAAAUCAUUUGCAUCGAACGUGACUCGUACAUAUACGUCGCCGUCAACUGGCACCGCCUCAAGGCCUUGUACGUACACCAGUGUGCCAACACAGAAGACCAAUACAGUUGAGUUGUUAAAACCUGCUAUGAAGAAGAGCGUCUCUAAUAAACUAUCGCCGAGCCAGGAGAGUAGGACUGGCCAAAGCAUCAGCACACAGACGUUGGACAGCAUGGAUGACAUUCUUUCCAGCAAGGAGAUCGCUUUAUAA
Mya arenaria is the source of this 2826-nucleotide messenger RNA. Its product is annotated as metabotropic glutamate receptor 3-like. Gene Ontology annotation, biological process: G protein-coupled receptor signaling pathway. The record is from RefSeq and is a predicted model, not a curated record. Gene Ontology annotation, cellular component: membrane. Lineage: Eukaryota; Metazoa; Mollusca; Bivalvia; Myida; Myidae. The transcript is spliced from 12 exons. Gene Ontology annotation, molecular function: adenylate cyclase inhibiting G protein-coupled glutamate receptor activity.